UCUGUCCAGACACACAUUCAUACUGAGCAGUAAAAUGGCCGACCGUCAACCAACUGACUUUACAGCGCUUUAAACAUAGAUUCCGCCUCUUUCAAUUACAUUAUCGUAUUUCAUAUUUAAAAACUAGCAUUAUAGAAGGAGUGUUUUCAUAACUUGCUAUUAGAUCUUGAUGGAGUAUUGUAUUUCACGUUGCCUCAAAACCCUGAAUUUCGCACUUAAGCACUUUAGCUGUAGCUAGAACCCUAGCUGCAGUGUAUGUAAUUCCUGAGAAAGGAGUGUCAGGAAAGGGAACAGCAGUUCAUGGAAGACAAGAAAAGGAAAAAGGAAGACAAAAAGAAACGGGAAACCUCACAGAAGGUUGUAGAGCAAAAAAAUAAAGUGCCAGAAUUGACCAAGCCUCCAUCUGCACAGUCUCCUGCCACCCCCAACUCAGCUUCCCUUAGCCCUGGCCCCGUCCCCUCUUCAACCCCAUCCGCUGCCACCCCGGCUGCUGGCGCCCUCCCUCAGGGUGGGAACAAUGCUAAGCGGCCGGCGGUGGCCAACGGACAGCCCUCCCCCGGCACCCAGAAUUCUCAGCGCUACAUGCCUCGUGAAGUGCCCCCUCGAUUCCGUUGCCAGCAGGACCAUAAAGUGCUACUGAAGAGGGGCCAGCCACCACUGUCCUCCAUGCUGCUGGGGGGAGGCAACAGCGGGGGAGAUAGCCCAAAUGAAACAGUGGCGUCUGCCUCAGAUUCAAGCCAGGGCCCUGUGGGUCCAGCUGCUCCCUCACUGCCCCAUUCAACAUCCUCCUCAUCACUCGCUGCUUCUUCUUCAAAUUAUGCAAAUUCCAUGUGGGGGGCCAGCUCUGGCAGCCAGCCCCUCUCUCAGGGCAGGGAAAAGGUGAUAGUGGACCGGUCAGACCUGGAGGAAUGGCCCAGUAUUGCUGCUGGAGAUGGUUCAAAGUUGGGGGAUACAGCAGGUACCGGAUGUGCAGAUGGUAGCGGGAUUCUGAACUGCAGCGCCUCAUGGGGUGAGAGGCAUCUUCAGCAGCAAGCUAAAGUUGUGGGCGGAGGGAAUGGAAGCAGGAAAGGAGUCAAUUCCGGCAGCCCCUCCCCACCCACAUCCUCCAGUUCACCCAAUGAAUGUAUGCAGUCUGGUAGUGUUUGGGCUUCAUCCUCCCAUGAACUCGUAGGGGGAAAUGCAGUAGCAGCAGGCUCAUUGCCCCCCAUAUCCAAAGCUGCCCCUCUUGCAGGGAACUCUGAUGGGUCCCUUGGUGUCAGCUGUGGGAUUCCAGGUGCCAAUUUUACUCCUAAUGCCAAUCCCUCUGCUUGGCCAGCCCUGGUACAGGAUGGGGCUGGGGCAGUUGCAACAGAGGGAGGCUCCUCUUCCCUCCAAAGCUCAUCUUUGUCUGCCAGCAACCCUCUUUCUGUGAAUCAAGCCUCUCAUCAGCACCAACUUCACCAAAUGCAAUCCAGAGACAGAGAGCCAUCUUGUGGAGAGUGGGGUGGCACAGCACUGGAACCAGGAGCAGGACCAAAAAACACAGGAGUGGCAGAAGGGGCUGAUAUGGACUCUGGAAGCACAGGUGGAGGGGAUGGCUCUGCUUCCUCAACCUCCUCCACCGGCUCAUCAUUGUGGAGAGCUCAGCCUUUCCCUGCAAACUCCAAAACGGGUGCCUCAAGGACUGAAUCUUGGGAGGAUGGAGCAGGGGAAAGCUCCGUAUCUGCUGAAGGGGGAAAUGCGUGGGGUGUCACUGGCCAGGAUGAACGGAGCAACUUGACUGGGGCAAGUGCAUGGGGAACAGGCAGUGGGAGUCAGACCUCCGGGGUAUCUCAGGGAGCAUGGGGAGGGGACCACACAUUGGUUGGGGACUGGGGGGCUUCGAGUGGAGUUGGAGGUGUCAGUAAUCAAGGUAGGAAAGCUGCAUCAAGCAGUAACAGCAGCAGCAGUGGUGGCAGUGUUGGCAACCCGACAACUUCCUCCUCCACACCUUCAACUAUGACAAGGGCUUGGGACAAUCAGAAAGAAGUUGGAGAUGUAGGAGCCGGUGACUCAAGUGAGUGGGGAGGCCAGGGUAGCAGAGGUGGAGGAGAGACCUCAUCCUCCAGUGGUGGAGGAAACUCUAGAAGUGGUAAUCAGCGCCACCACUGCUCUCAUCAGCCUCCCAACCCUGAAGUGGCCUUACAGAAUCUGCUUAGCCGGUCUGACCUGGAUCCCAGAGUGCUGUCCAACUCUGGCUGGGGUCAGACCCAAAUCCGUCAGAAUGUGGCAUGGGAUAUGGAGACAGGAGGACCUGCAGCAGCACCAGGAGUGGCCAAUUCCUGUUCUGCAAUGAAUGCACCUGGCCACACUCAAUCAUACUCUGGUUCGCCUGGUCCAUCUACUACUACUGAUCCAUCACCUUCUUCUCUUCUCCAAGGUGCACCUUUGAAUGCCAACUUGAACUCAAACUCCAUCCAUGGACCACCAGCUGUCUCAACUGGUGAAGUGUGGGACAACAGCAGUAGCAGCUCUUUGCACACCCGAGGCCCUCCACCUUAUGGCGUCAAUACCCAAAACCCUGGCGUCUUACAGUCAGGAGGUGGAGGCGGUAAUUCACCUGGUGGGCAGAGCAAGCCAUCUGGGGGCUGGGGAGGGUCAGAAGGCCAUGGGAAAGGUUGGGACAGCGAUGGACAUGAGUGGCGAGAGCACAGAGCAGGGAGUGUGUCUGGCGGGUGGGGAGAUUUUCAAACACACUGUACUCCAGCAAGUGGUUGGGGAGACAGUCAGGAGAAGAAAGGAACAGGGGGUAGGAAAGAAAUAGGAAGGGGAGAUGCAGGCAAUUGGGGACAGAGAAAAAGUAGUGACUGGGGAGAGAAUGAGCCCAAAUCAGGCAGUGGUGGUUGGGGGGAUGGGAAGGGUAGUGGAGGUACUAGCGGGGACCCAGAUGUGGGUACAUGGGGUAAUUGGGAUGAGGGAGCUCCUAGAGGGGCAUGGGGAGCAGGAGGUUCAAGGGUGGGUGGAGACAUGGGUAGCAAAUCUCAACAAGGCUGGGGUGGGAAAAUGCACCCUUCGCAAAUGCCAAACAGCCAAUCGGCCUCACAGAAAGGCCCGGCACAGCAGCAGCAACAACAAUCACAGCCCCAGCAGUGUCAGUCAAUGGACACAGGGGCCAUGCAAGGGGGUUGGGGAAGACGAGGGGCUCCUUCAGCCCAGACCCAAAGUUCAGGGUGGACUUCAGGGCCCAUACAGCAACUUUCAAGUGGUCCUGGCGAUAGCUCGGAGUCCAGUGGUUGGGAGGAGCCUUCUCCGCAGUCCAUUAGCAGGAAGAUGGAGAUAGAUGAUGGAACAUCUGCUUGGGGUGAUCCUAGCAACUACAACCACAAAAGUGUCAACUUGUGGGACAAGAAUAACACCCCAUCCGGCCAGGCACAAUCAGCGUCCCCUCAGCAGGGGACCCCAUCUCUGCAACAGCAGCCGCCUGGAAGAAUACCAACAGGCCUUGGGAAUAGAGACUUAAAUCUUACACAUUCAUCCAGCAAGGGGCCAGGAAUAGCUCCUGCUGGAUGGGGUAGUAGUGGCUCUCCUUCUAGUCCAUGUGUGGACAAUGGUACUACAGCUUGGAGCAAGACCACAGAGGCACCCACCAGUUGGGGCGAUCCUGAUGACACUGGCAAGGCAUCAGGUUGGAGAGACUCCUCCCCCAAUCCAGUGAAGUCUGGUUCAAAGUCUAUGCAAGAAGGUUGGGGUGAAGGAGAAGGUUCAGUCAGUGCUUCACCACAUCACUCCAGCUGGGAGGAGGAUGAUGAGAGUGGGGUUAUGUGGAACAGCACUGGUUCCCAAGGCAGCAGCUCUUCCUAUAACUCGGGAGGCUGGGGACCCAAGAAGGGCAACAAGGGCUCCAUGAAGGGUUCAGGAGACUCUUGGAUGAAUCCAGUGACAAGACAGUUCUCAAACAUGGGGAUUCUGGGAGAGGAUCCCAGCGGUCGUUCCUUGGAUCUGGCCCCCGGUCCACCGCAGGAUAAAAAGAUGGAAGGAGAGAAGCGUGGCAUGGGCUUGAACGAGUACAACGGAGACAUGCGUAAAGGAGGACGUGGAGGGGGCGCAGGAGCAGUCUUCCGUCCGCCUGGUUCCAAAGAGGUGGGAGCUUGUGAACCCGGGCCUUACUAUGACAAGGCGGGUGAUCAGUUGUUUGGUAGCGGAGGUGGGAUGGCACAGUCCAGGCACCAACCAGGGGUGCUGCCCAUUAACCCAUCAGUACGAGCGCAAGUGCCUCAUCAGUUCCUGUCACCACAGGUACAAAAUGUGCCAGGCCCUGUGCUAAAGCCUCCUCCCAGUGGAGGUGUGGGGGGAGGCAUCUUUCCUCCCCAGCUUUCGCCGCAGCACAUUGCCAUGCUCAGCAGCAUCUACCCCCCUCACAUUCAGUUCCAGCUGGCCUGUCAGCUGCUACUGCAACCGCAGCAGCAACAACAACAACAGCAGCAGCUCCUGCAGAACCAACGCAAGUUCCCGCCAAAUAUACGCCAACAGACAGACCCCCAACAGCUUGCCAGAAUUAUGGCUGUUCUUCAGCAGCAGAGACAACAGCAGGGGGGAAGCGCAGUGGGCAGCUCCAAACUCUCUCCUUCUCACCUCGGGGGCCCAAAGAUGCCCAUGUCGGACCCCCUGACACACCCCGGCUUGGCAGGCUCUGUAGCAGACCUGCAUCAGAAAACACAAAGCACUUAUUCUGGGUUUGGACCUGGUGUGAGCCUCUCUGGUCUUGAACUUGGUCCCAUGGUUAGUGGCCCUGCUGGGCUUAAGGACACUGGAGGCCAACAGUCUCGUUUUAAAAGGAUGAUGGAAGGUCACUCGCAGGCCCCCUCCCCUCCUGAUAGCACUCUUCAUAAAAAUGGUCCCAUUGCUGCUCCUCUCAAAAUGAGUGGUAGUUCCCCAUAUUCCCAGUAUGAGCUGCUGGGAGGUGAGGGUUUGGGCGUGCCUUCGCAAGGGCCUUCAGAUCACUGGCACAGAAGUCCUGGGAACAAAAUGGGCACCAAGACUGGCACGUCCAGCUGGCCUCCAGAGUUUCAACCAGGAGUGCCUUGGAAAGGAAUUCCGAGUGUGGACCCUGAAUCUGAUCCCUACAUGACUCCUGGAAGUAUGCUGAGCUCAUCUAUGUCAAGCCUCAAUGACACAGAGCACCAACUGCUAAGAGACAACACCGAAUCUAAUCCCACCCUCAACACCUUGCUGCCUUCACCUGGUGCCUGGCCCUACAGUGCCUCAGAGAGCCCCCUCAACAAUGCACACAACCAAGCUAAGGACUACAAGCCCAGCUGGCCACCUGAGCCCAUAGGACACAACAAGCCUUGGAAGACCAAUCGCAACAGCUCUCAUCUGCCACGCCCACCUCCUGGACUGACCCAUCAGAAACAACCCUCCGCGUCUCCCUGGGCGGCAGGAGGCCCACGAUUUGGUAGAGGCUGGGGAGGCUCUGGAGCCAGCCAGGAAAGCAGAUUUGGGCCUGGAUCUGCAUGGAGUGAUGGAGGAGCCUCUAGGGGGAGCUGCUGGCUAGUGCUAAGUAAUCUUACCCCUCAGAUUGAUGGCUCCACCUUGCGGACUAUAUGUAUGCAGCACGGACCGUUGUUGACCUUUCACCUUGGUCUGACCCAAGGUAGUGCUCUGAUUCGCUACAGUACUCGCCAAGAAGCAGCCAAAGCCCAGAGCGCACUUCACAUGUGUGUUUUGGGCAAUACCACAAUCCUGGCGGAGUUUGUAAGCGAAGAGGAAGUCGCUCGUUAUUUUGCACAUUCCCAGGCUGCAGCAGCUGGAAGCAACAGCGGAGCCGGUGCAGCUAUUUCCGGGCCAGCGGUUAUGGCCGGGUCAUCUGGGGCUGGCGCAGUGGGUACCAUCAGCGCUGGGAGUGGCGAGAGAGAACGAGCUGGAAGUUCAACAGCAGGAAGUAACAACAGUGGCGGGACUGGGCCCUCUACCUGGCAGAGUUUGGACGGUACGGGCAGCUUCCCUGACCCAGCAUCUGCCCAGGGAGCGGGCUUAAGCAUUUUCGCCCCGUGGAGCAGCAAUAGCGUGGGCGGCAAUGCGGGGGGCGUCGAUCCCGGCAGAGCCGGCUUGUGGGGAGGGGGUAUACAAACCGCAGGGUAUACAAACAACAGUCUGUGGGGGUCGCCAGCCAUGGAAGAUCGGCACCAGAUGAGCAGCCCUGCAGCACUGUUGCCUGGAGACCUGCUGGGAGGAGGAGCAGACUCUAUCUGACUGAUGCAGACACUUACAGAAAAUCGACAUACAGCAACGCACACAUACCUAACAGAUAUAUAAACGUAAAAAUUAUCUACUAUAUUAUCUCGAACACACGCAGGAACAUUCAUCACAAUACAGGCAGUUUACGUGCAUACCGUAUAUGCCCUCAGUCACCGGACGGGUGUAGAAUGCAUAAAUGUACGGCCAAGUAUUUAGUAUACAUUUGUAACGCCUCUGUAGACGAGAUUCAAAGAUAAGCACUCGAACAGCAGAUAAACACUUAAUCUCGCAAGUGCUGAGAAGCAGAUCUGCAGUACGAAACCUAGCAAAAUGCAUUAAGAUAAAAUGAUAGACAACACCGGUUACAAAUGUACACGCACUGUUUAAAGCCCACUUUUACCCUAGCAGUGUUCCAGACUCUGUUCCCCAAAAUCCAAGCUCCAUAACAAAGCCCACCGCCGGGAACAUGGAGGAGCAGCGUGUGGAAUACAGAGUUUUACACGAGUAAGGCAGUACAGAUAGCAACCGAUAUGCACACACACACGGACACAUCCCAUUUCUUACUCUUAAAUGAAGACUUCAACAGCAAGACUUGAACGGGACGGCAAACAGUUGGACUUAAAUACUGACUCAACUGGAAGAAUCCUAAACCUUGAGGUCAUAGUGAUCACACUCGCAUACUGAGACGCUCUCACUCAGGUGUGCACUGUAAAGGAGAAACCAGACACACAAAAAACAAGGACAAAAAUAUGCAUCGUACAAUGUUGUUACAGCUCCAUUUUCAUGCAGAUUACUCGAAACACUGUUCUGAUGUCUGACAAACUGUAUCUUGUCUUUCGUUUUAAAUGAUGGUGAAAUCCAGAUUUGUUUUUUUCCGAACGCUGACCUCGUUUUAUUCUUAAUCAAGUAUGUUGUCGAAACGACGAUCACUUGGAUGUUACUUAGCUGUACAAGGUGCCCUUUCUGCCUGUGCGUGCAUGAGCGAAGUCCCCCGGUGGAGGCGGUGACGUUCAGAGUGUUUGCGAGGCAUCGAUGAAUGUGUGGCGGCCAGAGAUUAACAAGCAUUGUGAAUUUACAAAGAUCAGCGCUGGAUGAGGGAGGCGAGCAGAUGUAUGAGUGACGGCUUAUUUCAGGUGUUUGAUGUCUAUGUGUGCAUGAUGAGUAUGCAGGCGUGGCUGUGUGUGCGCGUGUGUGAUUGUAGACGGCAAGUUCAAGAACAUUGGCACUAAUUAAUAUUUCUUAAGUUGUGGUUUUAGCAGCCUUUUUUGUUUUAUAUAUUGUCUGAAUUGCAAUAAUAAUAAAGAAAAAAGAUUUUUUAGAAGAUGCAACCAACUGAAGGCAUUCGUACAGAAACAUGAAACAUGCCAAACCUUAUUGUACCAAGCCGAGCUGGAUGGGUGUUUUAGCGACACUUAAAAAGUUACCAAUUGUUUAUUUUUGUUGUUGUGUAUCAUUAUAAAUUAAGGCGGGCUUUAUCACUCGUGUUCAGGUUUUUGUUUCUGAUUUUACGAAAGAAAUUAAUUUAAAAAAAGAACAAGACAAUUAAUAAAGGUUGAAUUUAAUUUUUGUUGUCAGUUGUGUGCAGUUUUCAUUUAUUCUUUAUUUAAUGUUACGUUAAAGAGAACUUUCAUGGAUCAUUCACACAGCUACCUUUAACUUUACUGUGACAUUACAGGCUUGCUGGACUAUUGUUAUUUAUAACCUUUAAAGAUCUUUUUGCUGAUAAGGCCUUGUUAAAGUAUCAUUAAUGUAGCUGUUAUGCACUGCUAAUUUUCGGCUGGAUGAGAAAACGGAAAUUCUGCUCAUAGGUUUACAUUCCUUGUGCCAUUUUGUUAUUAAAGAAAUCA
This is a messenger RNA of Triplophysa rosa, 8042 nucleotides long. It is a transcript of the gene tnrc6ba, whose product is annotated as trinucleotide repeat containing adaptor 6Ba. The transcript has 21 exons. NCBI's taxonomy places the organism in Eukaryota, Metazoa, Chordata, Actinopteri, Cypriniformes, Nemacheilidae. Gene Ontology annotation, biological process: positive regulation of nuclear-transcribed mRNA poly(A) tail shortening; miRNA-mediated post-transcriptional gene silencing. Gene Ontology annotation, cellular component: nucleoplasm; P-body. The record is from RefSeq and is a predicted model, not a curated record. Bases 301 to 6210 code for a protein of 1969 amino acids. Gene Ontology annotation, molecular function: nucleic acid binding.